This is a messenger RNA of Lolium perenne, 1727 nucleotides long. RefSeq names its product probable serine/threonine-protein kinase PBL7. Gene Ontology annotation, biological process: protein phosphorylation. Gene Ontology annotation, molecular function: protein kinase activity; ATP binding. Lineage: Eukaryota; Viridiplantae; Streptophyta; Magnoliopsida; Poales; Poaceae. The record is from RefSeq and is a predicted model, not a curated record.
AGGCAGACACCUUCUCCUGAGCGAGUUCAGAAGAGACCAAGUCCACGGGAAAGCGUACUUGAAGAAAGUACGUAAUGGAAAGCCGAAGGCGUGCUUUGGGCCCGCCCGUAAAACGGGGAGGCCGUGUCGCUGGAAGCAAACGCUCACGCGGGACAGACAGCACCUGAGGACAGUUGAGCAGAGCUGCUCCCUUCCAUCCUGGGAAAAUCCUUCCUUCGCCCCACACACAUUCUUCCUGCGUUGUCGUCUGUUCCAACUCCCGCAGUUCCUUCCACCCUUCCUCCCCUACAUUCCUCGCCGACCUCGAUCGGGAGCAGACGCGGCGGCCGGCCAUGGGGUGCUGCGUCUCGUGCGAGAAGGGCGCCGCCGGCGAGAGGAAGGACCCCGCGGAGGCGGAGAAGCAGUCCCAGAUCGCGCCCACCGCCUCGUCCGCAGAGAUGUCAAGAUUAGAGGCCAGCAAGGGGGGCGUACACACUAAGUUCAUCUCCAACCAUGGUCUGGAUUGCACAUCAUUGACCUACGACGAGCUUGAUGUGGCGACCGAGCGGUUCGCGCAAAAGCACUUCCUAGGAAAGGGCGGGUUUGGAGAGGUUUAUAAAGGUGUGCUGGAUGGCAACCAUGUGGCUAUAAAGAUCCUUAAUCCCAAUGGAAUGCAAGGGAACAGGGAGUUCUACACAGAAGUUAUGGUGUUGAGCAGGCUGGAUCACCCAAAUCUUGUCAAGCUUGUUGGCUAUUGCGCUGAAUGGGGUCAGAGGCUUUUGGUUUAUGAAUACAUGCCUUUGGGUUCACUGGAAACUCAUAUCUUUGAUCUUUCCCCUGAUAAGAAGCCUCUUGACUGGAACACAAGGAUGAAGAUACUUGCUGGGGCAGCUCAAGGCCUGCAGCAUUUGCAUGUUAGUACUGACCCUCCCAUCAUAAACCGUGACGUCAAAUGCUCAAACAUUUUGCUUGGAGAGGGAUAUCAUCCAAAGCUGUCCGACUUUGGCUUGGCAAAGCUAGGUCCAACUGGUGACGAUACCCAUGUUUCAACCAGAGUGAUGGGUACACCUGGAUAUUGCGCACCAGAGUACCUUGAGAGCGGUCAUAUUACUCUCAGGUCAGAUAUUUAUAGCUUUGGCGUUGUUAUACUUGAGGUUAUCACAGGAAGAAGGGCUUUAGAUCAGAGGCGGGGUAAAGCUGAGCGUAAUCUUGCUGAAUGGGCCACCCCUUUGAUCAACAAAAAGGAAUAUUCGAUAUUGGCGGACCCAGCGCUCUCCGGUCAGUACAGCGAGACAUCACUGGUCCAGGCCCUUGCUGUUGCUCAAUUGUGUGUCCGAAAAACAGCCAGCCAGAGACCACUGAUUACAGACGUAACUGCUGCUCUCACUUACAUCUCCUCACGGCGGCGGUCUGUAAGCUCAAGGAGAUCAUUCCGCAUGCAGCCAGCAUCUCCAGUUCACCAACUGGGGAAAUGAUAGCAGGAGCAUAUCACAAGGAGUCCAGUGCAUAUCAAAAGUGUGUUUCUGGCAGGCUUGCCUUUGCUCGAUGGGAGAAUUUUGUUUGUAAAUACUAAAUAGGCUCAUUUUCUUGUCAUGUGUUGUCUAUGAGACAUGCUUCGUAGUAUUUCAAGAUGCUUCCAUGAUGUACACAUGAAUCUUUGUGGAACUUUGCUUUCUCUUCUUCUUUGGAUGUUGCUGCUGUACACAUGUCCUCUUCACUUCUUCAGUAAGUGUUGAUAGUUUUGUUCA